This is a messenger RNA of Penicillium coprophilum, 1251 nucleotides long. Its product is annotated as putative mitochondrial carrier protein. Bases 1 to 1251 code for a protein of 416 amino acids. The record is from RefSeq and is a predicted model, not a curated record. The transcript has 2 exons. Gene Ontology annotation, biological process: magnesium ion export from mitochondrion. Lineage: Eukaryota; Fungi; Ascomycota; Eurotiomycetes; Eurotiales; Aspergillaceae. Gene Ontology annotation, molecular function: magnesium ion transmembrane transporter activity.
AUGAGCCUGACCUCGCGGGUGUUCGGCCUGUUCUCGACAGCGACCUCAGACUCAACAGCACCAUCUGCGGGGGACUCACAUACCUCGACAUGGGCACAGCCAAGUUCAAUGGGUGGGAUUAGUGAUUCAAGCCACACUGUUCGAAAUGACGACCUCGCGCUGUUGGAGGAGGAGGAGCCUCGGCCACCAUACCUACAUGCGAUGUUGGCCGGUGGUACCGGAGGAACAUGCGGUGAUAUGUUGAUGCACUCGUUAGACACAGUCAAGACUCGACAACAAGGCGAUCCGACCUUUCCGCCAAAAUACACUUCGAUGGGCCAGUCUUAUGCAACAAUUUACCGCCAAGAAGGAUUUUGUCGCGGGUUAUAUGGAGGAGUAACGCCGGCCCUACUCGGCUCGUUUCCCGGCACCGUGAUAUUUUUUGGCGUGUAUGAAUACACCAAGCGCUUGAUGAUCGACUCGGGGAUCAACCCCAGCAUCGCCUAUCUGUCAGGCGGUUUCUUUGCCGACUUGGCGGCAUCAGUUGUAUAUGUUCCAUCUGAGGUGCUGAAAACACGACUUCAGUUACAGGGCCGACACAACAACCCCCACUUCAACUCAGGCUACAACUACCGCAACAUGCGAGAUGGAUUCCGCCAGAUUGUUCGCCAGGAAGGGUUUAUGGCAUUAUUCCACGGCUACAAGGCCACUAUCUUCCGCGAUCUCCCAUUUUCCGCUCUCCAAUUCGCAUUCUACGAGAAAGAGCAAUCUUUGGCUAAAAAAUGGGUUGGGAAACGGGACAUUGGGCUAGGCCUGGAGAUUUUGACAGCCGCCACCGCUGGCGGUAUGGCUGGUGUAAUCACCUGUCCGAUGGAUGUGGUUAAGACACGCAUUCAAACCCAGCAAAAUCCCCCAUCGCCUUCAUCAGGUUCAUCAGGUGCCAAACAUUGUGUCGAACACGUACCAAAAGAAAGCCCGCGGCCACACGCACUAACAUCACCACAUUCCCACACUCCCCGGGCACACUCGCGACCAAUCUCCACAUCAGGUGCAAACACAUCAAUUCCACCUCCCGGUACACCCCGACUUGACACUUCCUCCGUAUUCACCGGGUUGAAGAUGAUCUACCGGACAGAGGGUAUUGGAGGUUGGUUCCGCGGCGUGGGCCCACGCGGUGUAUGGACUAGCAUUCAAAGUGGGACGAUGCUGGUUAUGUACCAGUACCUGCUCAAGCAACUCGAGGCCUACCAAGCUCUGGAAGAAUCUUUGUAA